UUUAAUACUUAUUUUGAAAAAAAAUUUCCCUAAAUAAAAAUUAAGGUAAAUUAUGAUACUUCAUGAAAUAUCUAUGGUUAAAAAACUAUCCCUACUAAAUAUAAUAAUUUAUGAUUUAAAGUAUUAUCAUUCAUUAUCCGUUAUUUUUGAACAUUCAAGAGAGCAAUGGACUUCCCAGAGAAAUACAAGCAAUUAUGGAAAGACUGGGAUGUUCGUGUCCUAAUUUUACUCAGCCUAUCCAUCCAAAUCAUCCUCAUAUUUCUCAGUCACUUGAGAAAAACAUCUGCUUUGAGAUGGAUACGAAUGAUUGUGUGGUGCAACUACCUCCUCGCUGAUUGGGUUGCUGACUUCUGCCUCGGCCAACUAAGCAACUCCAUGGAUGAUUCUUCCUCUUCCUCCAAUGUUAUCAUCGCAUUUUGGGCUCCCUUUCUUAUUCUCCAUCUUGGUGGCCCCGACACUAUCACUGCCUAUUCGAUGGAAGAUAACGAGCUUUGGGCUCGCCAUCUUCUCGGCCUUGGCUACGAGCUUAUUGUUGCCUUGUAUGUCUUCAUCCGCUCACUUCCAAACACUCGCCUACUCACACCCACUCUCUUGAUAUUCAUAGUCGCCGUCAUUAAGUACAUAGAGCGCUCUUACUCACUUUACAAAGCUAGCACUGAAGGCUUCCUCAAGUCCAUUAGCUCCUUUGAGAGAGAAGUACCAACAAAAGAUUUGAAUGAUUUGAAUCAUGCUUUUUGGUUAUACUCUGUUUGCAAGCCUUUCUUCAUCAAUGCCGUUCCAAGUUCUGAGGUUUAUGUUAAAUUUAAAGAUCUUGUCUUCGAGAUGUCAGCAGAGAAGGUUUUAAAGACAACAAGUAUGGAGCUUAGUUAUGCAUAUGAUGAGCUUUACACCAAGGCCGUUGUGAAUCACUCUAAACAUGGGUACAUUCUCCGAUUAUUCUGCUCCAUCUGUAUUGUAUUGUCUUUUUUAUUCUUUUUCAUUGAUUCGAAAGAUGGUUUUGACAAACGUGAUGUGGUCAUUACCUAUUUUUUGCUUGCGGCAUCGCUAUGCCUCGAUUGCUUAGCUACUAUCAUGCUCGUGUUCUCAAAUUGGAUAGUGGUUUCCCUCCUUAAUGUUAAGCGGUUGAGCAAGUGGAGCAGGUCGCUAGCUAAUCACAUUGUCAAAAUUAAAAUGGCAUGGCAUAAGAAAAUGUAUCAUUCAUUAGAGAUGCCACAGUUGAAUCUUCUCCAUAGUUGCCUAAAAAAUUCUACACCAAAUGAAGCUCCUAGGCAAAGGAUGAUGAACUGGAUUUCAGAAAAGUUUGGCUUAGUGCGGAAGAUAAAGUUGCGCUUACGUUGGAGAAAGGAUUUUGAAACUUACACCUUAUGGGCAUUGCAGCCAGAACAAACAAACCAAGGACUCAUGAAUAUCAUUGCUUCCUAUGCAGAAAGAUGCUUGCCUUUAUUACUUGAGGAUUUCAACAAACCAGUGGGCUUCUCUUUUCUUCAACAAAAAAUACCUUGGGCUUUCCCGACAUGUUUUGAGCUUUUAGAGGGUUUGUCACUUGAUCAACAAAUUCUGAUAUGGCACAUGACCACUGAGUUCUGUAUUCACUGGCCGAAGUCUCUACAUCCAAUAUAUUAUAAUCAAAUAGAGAUUGAAGUGGAUGAAAGUAGAUCAAGAGGAAUAAUGAGAAAUAGUGUUGAGAUGGAAGCUUGUAAGUACUUGUCUAACUAUAUGAUGCAUAUGGUGUUGAUGCGACCUAACAUGAUGCUUACCAUGAGAGGAAGGAGCCCGAUGGUAUUUUGGGAUGCUUUUGAUGAUAUGGUUCAAUUUAUUUAUAGAAAUGUUGAUGUUCAACACUUGUUAUUGCCAAAUGCAGAAGUUAAGGUGUGUAGGGAGAUAAUGACUACUCCAAUAGAGUGGACCAAUGAAAAAUCUUUAUUUGUAACAGCACGUGCGCUUGCUCAUUUGAUGCUUACUAUUGGGGAUGAAGAGAGAUGGCAUGUUUUGACUAUGAUAUGGGUGGAGCUUCUAAUGAAGGGGGCGAAUAGUUCAAGGGCUGAUGUGCAUGUGAAGCAGUUGAGUAGGGGAGUUGUAAUAAAUUUCUCUACUAAGUGAAUGCCAUGAGUGGCUCUCAAUUUGAAGUUCAUAAUGAUCUUCCAACUGUGGGAGUAACUGCCUUUGGCGGAAUGAUGAAAGAGGAGUUAUGCAUGGCCAACAUUGGAGAUGAAGCCUACGAAAAAAUUGAUACGUACUUCGAGAAUAAAAAAUUAUUUCGACAGACACUGCCGAGCAAAGCCCCACCUAAGAGACGGCUAUGGAAGCUUUCCUGCUGUUGUUUCUAAGCCCUCUCUCUACCUCUCGAAGGAACCAUCACAAAGUGAUGGCUUUGGUUCUCAAAGAGAGACAUCACGCCUAGGAAAUUCACUAGACUACUCUCUUUUCUUGGUAGCAGUAUCAUUUCGUAUUAGAGCUAGCAAGAUGCCAACUCGUUGAAAUCAGCAACGAACUAUACAAGAACUGGUGAUUGCUAAUCUACAAAGGGAAAUCCAAUAGCUACAGCAAUGCUGAGCUCGGUUUGAAGAAAGGAAAGUAGUUGCAAGGCAAGAAGGAGAAGAAGAUAUCAACCCCUUCCAUCAAGAUCUUUCAACCGACGAGGAAGAAGACCACCAUAGGCGGGGUGGUUCGAAUGAUUGUGGAGUCAAGAAUGAGCUACCCGACUUCGAUGGGCGAAUGGUCCCUACUGAAAUUUUGAAUUGGAUACAAAUGAUAGAACGAAUUCUUGAUUUUAAGGACAUUUUGCCUGAUCGAAUCGUCAAAUUGGUAGCAAUUAAACUCAAGAAGAGUGCCUCCUUAUGGUGGGAGAAUUUCAAACGAAAUCGAAACCGAGAAGGUCGGGGCAAGAUCACCAUGUGGGCCAAGAUGAAGAAAGAAUUGCAGCGCAAAUACUUUCCCAAACAAUAUCGUCAAGAGCUAUUCCUAAAAUUCCAUCGACUGCAACAGAAUCAACUUACUGUGGAACAAUACAUUGCUGUGGAACAAUACAUUCCAUCGAUUAUGUGUCUCUAUAGCAGACGUGGUUCAACUUCAACCUUAUUGAACCUUGCAAGAUGCAAUCAACUUAGCUUUGAGAGUGGAAGAACAGCAAAUCCAAGGAAAUAUAUUCUAGAACAGGAAACCCAUCUAUGAAGGUGAAAGAAGUAAAGGAGGAAUCAAGAAAUCUGAUGGUGGAAGCAGCUCCUUGACAAAAGAGGAAUUUCAUGUUAAUAAUAGUGGGCAAAAUUGGGCCCCUGCUACUGGACAUUCGUCAAGCAAAUAUUUUAAGUGCCAUAGAUUUGGCCACAUAGACUUGGGGUGUCCCAACCGCCGUGUGAUCUCCCUUAUGAAGUAUUAUGACUUAGAAUCUUCUGAACGAGAGCAGUGGCAUCCUCAAGAAACUACCAUCAUUUUCACAGACAAUGAGAAUUUGUUGGUUCUUCGACGGCUACUAAAUUCACACAAAAAAGAUGUUUGUUAGCGCCAUAAUAUUUUCCAAACUCUUUGCACUGUUGGCGGAAUAGUAUGCCAAAUGAUAAUUGAUAGUGGAAGUUGUGAGAAUGUGGUGUCCACCACGAUGGUUGAAGAGCUCAAGCUAUCGACGGAAGAUCACCCCAAAUCAUACACACUCUACUAGAUUCAUAAAGAAAACGAGGUUCAAGUCUCCAAGUGGUGUCUUGUCAAUUUCUCCAUUGGAACUUUUGAGGGUGAUGAGCAAUCCAACAACCGUACAAGAAAUUUUAAAUGAUUACAGUGUCAUCUUAACAUAUUUCAUUCCUUCUGGAUUGCCACUCCUGCGAGGAAUUCAACAAACCAUAGAUUUUAUACUGGGAGCUGUAAUCCCAAACAGUCUCAUCUACAGGCUGAGACCAGACGAGCAGGCUAAGCUCAAAUGACAAAUUGAGGAGCUUCUAUCCAACGGCUUUGUGCGACUGAGUGCCAGCCCUUGCAUUGUGCCUGCUUUGUUAGUUCCAAAAAAGGAUGGAACCUAGGAUGUGCAUCGACAGCCAGUUGUAGUAAAUUUCUCUACUAAGUAAACGAUAUGAGUGGCUCUCAGAUUGAAGUCCAUGUUGUUCUUCCAAUUGCGGAAAAAGAGGCAUGUUGGAUUUCUAAUAUGGGAGAAGAAGCCUUUGAAAAUAUGAACCAGUACUUUGACAGGAAAAAACAAUUACAAGAAGAGGCGAAAGCUGCAGUGCCCAACAAAACCCCUCGCAAGAGACAGCUAUGGAGGAGUAUUAAUAUAUUAAUUAUAGCGUAAAUGUCUGUGUUCAAAAUAUUAAUACAUUUUAAUUUAUAGUAUAUUUUUAAAGUAAAAAAAAUAUUGAUAAAAAA
Messenger RNA from Dendrobium catenatum, 4350 nucleotides. RefSeq lists its product as uncharacterized. NCBI's taxonomy places the organism in Eukaryota, Viridiplantae, Streptophyta, Magnoliopsida, Asparagales, Orchidaceae. Bases 166 to 2100 code for a protein of 644 amino acids. The transcript is spliced from 6 exons. The record is from RefSeq and is a predicted model, not a curated record.